AUGACGAAGAUCCGGAAACCUAAAAUGCUGGAGUCAUCACAGUCUUUGGUAGUGAAGUUACCAAAUGGGGAGACUGUGUGGUGUUCAAAGGUUACCCUAGGUUUUCCUCUAGUUAUUAAUGGAAUGACUCUUAAGGCAGAUUUGAUAAGGUUUAAAUUACUUGAGUUUGACAUUAUUCUAGGAAUGGAUUGGUUAUAUCAGCAUUUUGCCAAGAUUAAUUGUCGUAGUCGAAUAGUUAGUUUCCAACUACCUAGGGGAAAGUAUUUAGAGCUUGCAGGAAGUAAGAUAAAGGUGAAACCUACAGUUAUAUCUGCCAUUCAAGCAAGCAGGGACUUAGCUAAUGGGGCGGAUGCCUUCUUGAUUCAAGUGGUGUCUGUACUUUCGGAAAAGAAAUCUUUAGCAGAUAUUCCGAUUGUGAAGGAGUUCUCUGAUGUGUUUGUGGAUGAUUUGCCCAGCUUGCCACCUGGUCGUGAUUUGGAGUUCACCAUUGAUCUAGAAUCUGGUGCGGCACCAGUUCAUAAGGCCCCGUACCUAAUGGCGCCAGAGGAAUUAAAAGAGCUGAAAAGUCAAUUGCAUGAAUUGAUUGACUUAAAGUCAGGAUACUAUCAAUUGAGGAUAAAGGAUCAGGAUAUACCUAAGACUGCAUUUAGGUCUAGGUAUGGGCAUUAUGAGUUUAAAGUGAUGCUUUUUGGAUUAGCCAAUGCCCCUGCAGCAUUUAUGGAUAUGAUGAAUAGAGUAUUUCGACCCUAUUUAGAUUCCUUUGUGAUAGUUUUUAUUGAUGAUAUUUUGGUCUAUUCUCGAGAAUCGGAAGAGCACACCGUCACCUUCGAUUGGUUUUGGAUUAAAUUUCUUGGUCUUGUCAUGUCCCGAGAUGGAGUAGCAGUUGAUCCAAGUAAAGUGGAAGCUAUCUUGGCAUGGCCACGUCCUUCAACGGUACACGAAAUUUGGAGUUUCUUGGGACUUGCCGAUUACUAUCGUAGGUUUGUGGAAGGCUUUGCUCGAUUGUCUGGACCUCUCACUACUCUUACCAGGAAAAAUGUGGAGUUUGUUUGGUCCGGCAAAUGCGAGAAGAGUUUUCAAGAGUUGAAGAAGAGGUUAACUACAACACCUAUUUUGGCACUUCCAGAACCUCAUAAGCCAUUUGUGGUUUUUAGUGAUGCUUCCAAAUUUGGUUUGGGAUGUGUUCUUAUGCAGGAGGGAAGAGUUGUGGCAUAUGCAUCCCGCCAAUUGAAAGAUCAUGAGAAGAAUUAUCCCACGCACGACUUGGAGUUAGUAGUUGUGGUUUUCGCUCUCAAGAUUUGGAGGUACUAUUUAUAUGGGGAGACUUGUGAAAUCUACAUUGAUCAUAAGAGUCUUAAACAUAUUUUCUCGCAGAAAAGUCUUAACAUGAGACAGAGGAGAUGGUUAGAGCUAAUAAGUGAUUAUCAGUGUGAGAUUAAGUACCACCCAGGAAAAGCAAAUCAGGUUGCAGAUGUGCUCAGUCGGAAGUCUUAUUCAGUUGAUGAGGCUGAGACACUAGGGUUAGACUCUCUUCUUUUUGGUAUGAGGAGACUUCUUGCUGAGAGUUCACAGCAGGAAGAGGUUAAAGCUGAGCAACAGAGGCCUGCUGGCUAUCUUCAACCACUCCCUAUUCCCGAAUGGAAAUGGGACGACAUCGCAAUGGACUUUAUAAUUGGACUACCAAGGACGCCUAGUGGGAAGAAUUCAAUCUGGGAUGAAGUUGGCGAAGGGAAUCUACUUGGACCAGAAAUUGUUCAGGAGAUGAGGAAUCAGGUUAAAGUUAUAAGAGACAAGAUGGCAGCUGUGCAGAGUCAUCAGAAAAGCUAUUCGGACACGAGGAGAAGAGAUCUAUUAUUUGAGGAAGGUGAUUGGAUUCUGGAGAAGGUUGGACCUGUUGCUUACCAUAUUGCCUUGCCAGAAUAUUUUGGAGAGAUUCAUGAUGUUUUCCACGUGCCAUCAUUAAAGAAGAACUUUGGACAGCAAGAGCCACGUCUCGUUGACCCAGGAAGCAUUCAACUCCGGCCUGAUCUCACGUAUGAAGUUGUUCCAACUUAG
This is a messenger RNA of Juglans microcarpa x Juglans regia, 2055 nucleotides long. RefSeq lists its product as uncharacterized. Lineage: Eukaryota; Viridiplantae; Streptophyta; Magnoliopsida; Fagales; Juglandaceae. The record is from RefSeq and is a predicted model, not a curated record. The transcript is spliced from 7 exons. Bases 1 to 2055 code for a protein of 684 amino acids.